AGAACAAGUCCAAAAAAAAGCACAAGUCAUAGAGAAGGACUUGAUAGAUUAUAAAUGCUUCUUCAUCCAUCUUGUGCUUAGAGUCAAGAGUCAAAAACCACCAUUGAAUUAGUUUAUCUUGAAAGUUAAUCCAUUGAGUUGUGAAUUUUGCUUAAGUUUGUCCAUGGAGAACUUGUUGGGUCUGCUCAGAGUUCAUGUGGAAAGAGGGAUCAGUCUUGCUGUGAGGGAUGUUGUGAGCAGCGACCCUUAUGUUGUCAUCAAGUUGGGUCACCAGAAGCUGAAGACUCGGGUAGUGAAGAAGAAUCUAAAUCCUGAGUGGAAUGAUGAUUUGACUUUAUCCAUUGUAGAUCAUCGUGACACAAUCAAACUAUUUGUGUAUGACAAGGACCUAUUCAGCUUGGAUGACAAAAUGGGGGAUGCUGAGUUUGAGAUUGGUCCAUUUAUCGAAGUGGUGAAGAUGCGGUUGCAAGGUCUCCCUGAUGGCACCAUAGUUACCAGAGUGCAACCUAGCAGACAAAAUUGCUUAGCUGAGGAGAGUCACAUUGUGUGGAAGGAUGGGAAAGUUGUCCAAAACAUGGUUCUGAGACUUAGAAAUGUUGAGUCUGGGGAAGUGGUGCUUCAGUUGCGAUGGAUUGACAUUCCUGGUUCAAGGGGUGUCUAGUGUAACUCACACUCACAAGUAAAGAUGAGACUUGCAGCCCCUUAAACUAGAAGCACCUUAUGCUUUAUUUUCUUCAAUCCCUCAAUCUUUUUUCUUUCUCGCAUAACUUGAAUAAUAGAUUUGUUGAAAUGUAUAAGUUUUUGUUUAGGUUAUGUGUAUGCUUUAGAUAAAUACCAUUAAUACAAUACUCUAUUUAAUAUUUCUUUAA
Molecule: messenger RNA, 869 nt
Organism: Lotus japonicus
Lineage: Eukaryota; Viridiplantae; Streptophyta; Magnoliopsida; Fabales; Fabaceae
Product: protein C2-DOMAIN ABA-RELATED 4-like
Exons: 3
Coding region: 164-661 (165 amino acids)
Source: RefSeq, a predicted model, not a curated record